Molecule: messenger RNA, 2093 nt
Organism: Medicago truncatula (barrel medic)
Lineage: Eukaryota; Viridiplantae; Streptophyta; Magnoliopsida; Fabales; Fabaceae
Product: CBL-interacting serine/threonine-protein kinase 3
Exons: 15
Coding region: 511-1836 (441 amino acids)
Biological process (GO): protein phosphorylation; signal transduction
Molecular function (GO): ATP binding; protein serine/threonine kinase activity
Source: RefSeq, a predicted model, not a curated record
CAGCACCACACCAUUUUAACUCAAAUUUUUGUAUUGAAGUGUCACAAUAUAGCUUGUAAGAGAUGUACAGAAACAUUUGUGACCACAAAACAAUUAUGAUUUUGCAGAACUGUUAAGAACAACAACCUCAGAAAUAUUUUCCUAUCUGUCAAUGUUUUUUUCCACAAAUAUUUUAUUUAUUUAUUUUUAAGACAAACAUUUUAUGAAAACCAGAUAAGCACUGAUGUGUAACUGUUGUAGCUUUUUCUCCCAUAAUUCAUUGAUGAAAAUGCAAAAUUAGGCACAAAGAUUUUUUGUCUGGUUUUGUUAGUUGUUGUCUCAAAAUUCUCUUAUACUAUACCCUUUGGCCAUAAUCAAAAGCCAAACAUAUACUCUUCUUCACAGUCUGCACAUAUUCAUCAACCUUCUCUUCAUUCCUUCCACUGCCAUAUCAUUUAUCUCUUCAAAGUAGAGAUUCCUAAUAAGCGAGGAGAAUUUCUGUUUACGGAAAAGCUUAAAAGGGUGUAGAGAAUGAGUCAGCCUAAAAUUAAGCGUAGAGUCGGUAUCUAUGAGGUUGGAAGGACCAUUGGUGAGGGAACAUUUGCAAAGGUGAAAUUUGCAAGGAACUCUGAGACAGGUGAAGCCGUGGCUCUCAAGAUUCUUGACAAAGAGAAAGUUCUCAAGCACAAGAUGGCUGAGCAGAUCAAGCGGGAAAUUGCUACCAUGAAGUUAAUCAAGCAUCCAAAUGUUGUUCGACUAUAUGAGGUCAUGGGAAGCAGGACAAAAAUAUAUAUUGUUUUGGAGUUUGUGACUGGCGGGGAGCUUUUUGACAAAAUUGUAAACCAUGGACGGAUGGGUGAACCUGAAGCGCGUAGGUAUUUCCAGCAGCUUAUAAAUGUUGUUGAUUAUUGUCAUAGCAGAGGUGUCUAUCACAGAGAUCUGAAGCCAGAAAAUUUGCUAUUAGAUGCUUAUGGCAACCUUAAAGUCUCCGAUUUCGGAUUGAGUGCACUCUCCCAGCAAGUUAGGGAUGAUGGACUUCUCCAUACUACAUGUGGAACUCCAAAUUAUGUUGCUCCAGAGGUUCUUAAUGAUAGAGGCUAUGAUGGGGCAACUGCAGACUUGUGGUCUUGUGGAGUGAUCCUCUUUGUAUUGGUUGCAGGUUACUUGCCUUUUGAUGACCCUAAUCUUAUGGAACUGUAUAAAAAAAUCUCGUCUGCUGACUUUACUUGCCCCCCGUGGCUUUCUUUCAGUGCAAGGAAAUUGAUAACUCGAAUCUUGGAUCCCAAUCCCAUGACUCGUAUCACCAUGGCUGAGAUUUUGGAUGAUGAAUGGUUUAAGAAAGAUUAUAAGCCUCCAGUUUUUGAGGAAAGUGGGGAAACCAACCUCGACGAUGUAGAAGCUGUCUUUAAAGAUUCGGAAGAGCACCAUGUGACAGAAAAGAAAGAAGAGCAGCCAACAUCCAUGAAUGCAUUUGAGUUGAUUUCCAUGUCUAGAGGGCUGAACCUUGAAAAUUUGUUUGAUGUAGAACAGGGAUUUAAAAGGGAAACAAGGUUCACGUCGCAAUCUCCUGCAGACGAGAUAAUCAACAAGAUUGAAGAAGCUGCUAAACCUCUUGGCUUUGAUGUGCAGAAGAAAAAUUUCAAGAUGAGGCUUGCAAAUUCGAAAGCUGGAAGGAAAGGAAACCUUAAUGUUGCCACAGAGGUAUUUCAAGUGGCACCUUCUCUUCACAUGGUUGAAGUAAGGAAAGCAAAAGGAGAUACGUUGGAGUUCCAUAAGUUCUACAAAAAACUUUCAACAAGCUUGCAGGGUGUUGUUUGGAAAACAGAAGAUGAUAUGCAAAAGCAAGAAGCAAAAUGAUAUUAAUAUAUUAGUAUCAUCAUCAAAGUAUAAUAUUCUUAAUGUCUGAAGUCAAUUUAUUUAUUCGUUAUUUCCUCUUCAGCUUUCUUCUUGUAGGUUUGUUUGGACAUAUUUACAUAUUACUGAUAUAUAUAUUGUAUUGCAUGCUGUUAUUUUUUGUAAAGCAUGAAGUUUAUGUAAGAAUUUUAGAACCAAGAGUUAUUGUAAUGUUCAUGAAACAAUUAUAUAUAUAUAAGAUAAUUUGUAUAUUGUAUAUA